AUGCCAGCGAGGUUUGCACCUGGGAUGCAGUAUAUUACAAGAACCGAUAACACCAAUCCUAAAUCACAGGAACUAGCAUUUCAAAAAGGUGACCUUGUUACUAUAAUAAGCACAAGCCAGAAAAGAGGAUGGUUUUGUGCCCGUCACCAUCCAACUGGUCUGGAAGGUUUGAUACCUGCCAAUGUUUUGCGUGAACGUCCAGCAAUCAAAGUUGAUUCUCGACUUAGCUUAAUGCCUUGGUUCCAUGGCUCUAUAUCUGGGGUGCAGGCUGUAGAGCAGCUUCAAACCAAAGAAAAUGGAUUGUUUUUAGUACGAGAAUCAAUAAGACACCCUGGGGAUUAUGUGCUUUGUGUAUCUCACCAAGGUGAAGUUGUGCACUAUCGCAUUCAUCGCAUCGAGAACACCCUUACAAUCGAUCCUAUACAGAAAUUCAGAAACCUGAUAGACAUGAUUGAGUUCUACACCAUUCACCAAGGAGUUCUCUCCACUAAGCUAUUGAAACCUAAACCUAAACAAGGAACCAAAUCAGCAGAGGAGGAACUCUCCAAAGCUGGAUGGUUGCUUAGUUUCCAGCGCUUGACUCUUGGUAAAAAGAUUGGUCAAGGAGAGUUUGGAGAUGUCCUUGAAGGGGAAUAUAUGGGACAACCUGUAGCCAUUAAGAACAUUAAAUGCGACAUCACUGCAACAAACAGCUUCUUGGCAGAAACUGCCAUUAUGACGACACUUAAACAUAAGAACCUUGUAAAUCUGCUGGGAGUUGUCCUCCACAAUGGACUAUAUAUUGUGAUGGAAUUCAUGAGUAAGGGAAACCUUGGAAAUUAUCUCAGAUCGAGGGGUCGUGUUUCGGUGCCACCACAGCAGCUUAUCUUUUUUUGCUUGGAUGUAGCUGAAGGAAUGGAGUAUUUGGAAGAAAAGCGGCUUGUACAUCGUGAUUUGGCUGCACGGAACAUUUUGAUAUCAGGGCAGGGGACUGCAAAAGUCAGUGACUUUGGGCUUUCCCAGUCUAAGUUACUGCGAAAAGACCAAUGCGAACGUCUUCCUAUCAAGUGGACUGCUCCAGAAGCACUGCUGCACAAUAAAUUCUCUUCCCGAUCAGAUGUGUGGAGUUUUGGGAUCUUUUUGUGGGAAGUUUAUGCUUAUGGGCGAGGACCAUACCCUAGUAUGACAGUAAAGGAGGUUUAUGAGAGGGUAUGCAAUGGUUACCGCUUGGAGGCCCCUGAAAGUUGCCCAUGUAUAAUUUACAGCCUAAUGAGGAGCUGCUGGGAGGACGAUCCAGCAAAACGUCCUUCGUUCAAAAAGCUAAAAGAGAAGUUGGAGAAGCUAAAAGCUGGGAAUCAAUAA
Nanorana parkeri is the source of this 1341-nucleotide messenger RNA. It is a transcript of the gene MATK, whose product is annotated as megakaryocyte-associated tyrosine kinase. The transcript has 12 exons. The coding region runs from base 1 to 1341 and encodes 446 amino acids. The record is from RefSeq and is a predicted model, not a curated record. Gene Ontology annotation, biological process: protein phosphorylation. Gene Ontology annotation, molecular function: ATP binding; protein tyrosine kinase activity; protein binding. Lineage: Eukaryota; Metazoa; Chordata; Amphibia; Anura; Dicroglossidae.